Molecule: messenger RNA, 951 nt
Organism: Metarhizium album ARSEF 1941
Lineage: Eukaryota; Fungi; Ascomycota; Sordariomycetes; Hypocreales; Clavicipitaceae
Exons: 3
Coding region: 1-951 (316 amino acids)
Biological process (GO): lipid metabolic process
Cellular component (GO): membrane
Molecular function (GO): oxidoreductase activity, acting on the CH-CH group of donors
Source: RefSeq, a predicted model, not a curated record
AUGCCCAUCCUCAACCACCUCCUCCACAUCACAAACUUCAAGUCGCCGCUCCUGCGAACCAUUGUGCCCUCGGUGGGCGCCGCUCUCGCCAUCCAAGCCGCCGCCGCCGGCCCCAGCGUGCUCGCCUCCACGGAACGCUUCUUCGACAUCUCGGGGUCGCUCACCUUUCUCGCCGUCGGCGCCCUCAGCUUGUACCUGCCGCAGCUGCGCGGCAGCCUGGGGGCAAAGGCGGCGACCCCCAAGCUGUCCAGUCUGCUGGCCGCCGGCGCCUGGAACUGGAGACAGCUGGCCGUCACGGCCAUGGCCAUGACAUGGGCCGCCAGGCGCGCGUACCUCUUCCACCGAAUCAGCCAGCAGGGCCACGACGCGCGCUUCGACACGCUGCGCACCCAGCCCGGCCGCUUCGCGCUCUCAUUCCUCAUGCAGGCCGUCUGGGUGUCGCUCAUGCUGAUGCCCGUCAUGGCCGUGAACGCCGUCCCCGCCGCCGCCUUUGCCGCCGUGCCCCGCCUCGUCCUCACGGACGUCCUGGGCAUCGGCGUCUGGGCCGGCGGCAUCGCGCUGGAGGCGGCCGCCGACGCGCAGAAGAGCAGAUGGGCCGAGGGCCGCCGGAGGAAGGACCACGACGAGCCGUUUCUGAAGACGGGCUUGUACGGCGUGUGCCGUUUCCCGCACUACCUUGGCGAAAUCUCCCUGUGGACCGGGCUGGCGACUACGUGCGCCGGAGCGCUCGCCCGGAAACCGGUCCAGUUGGCACUCGGGUUCGGCUCGCCCGCUGGCAUCGCUGCCACGACGGCCCUUUCGCUCGUCGCGCCCGCCUUCUCCGCCCUCCUGCUGACGAGGGUGUCUGGCAUUCCGCUGACCGAGGCACGGCACGACGACAAGUACGGCCACAGGAGGGACUACCAGGAUUGGAAGAGGAACACGCCACGGCUCGUGCCCAAGCUGUGGUAG